AUGCCACCCACUCUCCCGCCUCUUGCGGCCCUCUUCCUGACCCAUUUCCACGAGCUCAAGGGCCAGGAAGUCGUAUACUAUGCCUCCCUCUCGGACGACCUCCAGGCCGGUCUGAUUGAACACACUUCGCUGCCAUCUGGCAUGCACCUCCGUGACACGGAUCUUGUGGUCUUCUCUCACCAUGGACUGCCGGGCGCGGGCCUGUUCCGGUCGCGUGUACUUGAAGGCGAGGGCGCUGGCCGCGGACGGCGUAUGGGCACACUCGGUGUGGUCUUGGCACCACCGGGAUCGCCCGACGACGUCUUUGACCUCGCCACGCCCCUCGAGGACCUGUAUGACAAGCUUGAGGGUGUAGACAACCCAUUCUCAACCGACGACCCUGAUGGGCCUGCAGUCAAGGCGCUGCUGGACUCGGUGUGGGAGAGUUUACGCGCCAAGACAAGCGAUGCUCCGGCAUUACAGACCGCUACAACCGUCGCACUGCGUCUGUCUCGUGGUAUGAGUCCUGCGCACCCUGCGACGUACUUUUCAGCACUACUGGCCAUGCUUGGUCCCACGAUCAUCACAGUGUACAAGGCGUCAUUGUCCGGGCAACGCAUUCUACUGUACGCGCCACCGCCCCUCCUCCCUCUCGCCGCAUUUGCAUGGUGUAUCUGGGCCAUGGGCCUACCUCCUUCCUCUGCGGCGACCGGCGGCGCGCGUUCAUCAACGUGGCUCGGCCAGAUCGGCCUUAUGGACAUGGACAGCGUCAAGAAGCGUCACAGCGGCUGGGUCGCAACCACCUCUGACCUCAUGUACAAGUCUCACACGGACGCGUACGACGUGCUCAUCGACUUUUCUGCUUCGCUUCCCAAGGACGACAGCGACGUCCGCUCGCCAACAACACCUCCUGUUGCCCCGACUGUGUUGGUGACCACUCCCAACGACAAGGACACCCGGGCCAAGCCGACAACCACCAGCGCAACGUAUGCGUUCAAGGACCUCGCGCUGUACCGCUCACUCGUGCUGUUGGACCAGUCUCCGCGCGGCGUCCACGCCGAGACUGUCGGAUUCAGCGCGACGUCGCGCGCCGGCGGCAUGUGGCUUAUCGUGUUUGAGAUGCUGGAGCGGAUCUGGAACCUCUGUGUCGGCGUGUGCGAGUUUGCCCUUGGUCGCGGACAGGUCGGCCACAUUGCCCUCGACGACGACGACAUUGACCAGGACAGCGCACGCCAUCUGCUCGGCGCCGACCUCGUCGGAGACGAAGACGACGAGGAAGACGAUGACGACGACGACGAGCCUCUCUCUGGGGACCGUGUACCGGACGACCUGGCACGACGCGGUCGGCUAAUUCUCGACCAGUUCCACCACAAUGCGUACCACCUCUAUGCGCGUUUGGUUAGUCAGGCUGCUGGCAACUGGGAGUUGACAGACGCGGAUGUGCGCCAGUUGACAGGUGCUUCGCGUCUUUCACCCUGGGGUGGUCGGGAAAGCACAGAGGGUAGGUACUGGCUAGCCCUUGCGCGUGCUUGGAACGUGGAACCCUCUGUGGCUGAUGAGGGGUCCGAGGGUGAAGACUCGUAG
Apiotrichum porosum is the source of this 1563-nucleotide messenger RNA. RefSeq lists its product as uncharacterized. Gene Ontology annotation, cellular component: lipid droplet. The transcript is spliced from 5 exons. The record is from RefSeq and is a predicted model, not a curated record. Bases 1 to 1563 code for a protein of 520 amino acids. Lineage: Eukaryota; Fungi; Basidiomycota; Tremellomycetes; Trichosporonales; Trichosporonaceae.